AUGGGGCUGCAGCCUCUGGAGUUCAGCGACUGCUACCUGGACAGCCCCUGGUUCAGGGAGCGGGUGCGAGCCCAUGAGGCCGAGCUGGAGAGGACGAAUAAGUUUAUCAAGGAUUUGCUCAAGGAUGGGAAAAACCUGAUCGCCGCCACCAAAAACCUUUCAGCAGCCCAGAGAAAAUUUGCCCAUUCUCUGAGAGACUUUAAAUUUGAAUUCAUUGGUGAUGCAGAGACAGACGAUGAAAGAUACAUAGAUGCUUCUCUUCAUGAGUUUUCAAACUUCUUAAAAAAUUUGGAAGAGCAAAGAGAAAUUUUGGCACUCAGUGUUACUGAAACUCUGAUCAAACCUUUGGAACGAUUUAGGAAAGAGCAACUAGGAGCUGUAAAGGAGGAAAAGAAGAAGUUUGAUAAAGAAACAGAGAAGAACUACAGUUUGCUAGAAAAACAUUUAAAUUUAUCAGCUAAGAAGAAGGAGGUACAAUUACAAGAGGCAGACAACCAAGUGGAGCAGAAUAGAAAACACUUCUAUGAGCUCUCCCUCGAAUAUGUGUGCAAGUUGCAAGAGAUUCAGGAGCGGAAGAAAUUUGAGUGUGUGGAACCUGUGCUAUCAUUUUUUCAGGGUUUGUUCACUUUCUAUCAUCAGGGAUAUGAACUUGCUAAAGACUUCAGUCAUUACAAAAUGGCCCUGCAGAUAAAUAUACAAAAUACACGAAAUCGUUUUGAAGGAACAAGGUCAGAGGUAGAGGAGCUCAUGAACAAGAUCAGAAGAAAUCCUCAGGAACAUAAAAGAGCAAACCACAACACAAUGGAAGGCUAUCUCUAUGUACAGGAAAAAAGGCCUGCUCCCUUUGGUUCCAGUUGGGUGAAGCACUACUGCACAUAUAGGAAAGAGACAAAGAAGUUCACCAUGAUUCCAUUUGAACAUAGAUCAGGAGGGAAAGCUGGUGAUGGGGAACUCUUCAUCCUUACUUAUUGCACCAAAAGAAACGUAGAUACUAUUGACAGGCGAUUCUGUUUUGACUUAGAAUCUUCAGACAGGCCUGGAGUCCCUGUGACCAUGCAGGCCUUUUCUGAGGAGGACAGGAAGCUGUGGAUGGAAGCCUUGGAUGGUAAAGAAGCUCUGUUCAUCAAUUUCAAUAAAGCAAAUGCAAAACAAGAGGGAAGUGCACAGUUGGAUAAGAUAGGGUUCACAGUCAUCAAAAAGUGCAUCAGUGCUGUUGAAACACGAGGUAUAAAUGACCAAGGAUUGUACAGAGUUGUGGGGGUGAGUUCAAAGGUCCAGAGACUUCUGAGUUUGUUGAUGGAUGCAAAAACCUGCAAUGAAGUUGACCUGGAAAACUCUGUAGACUGGGAGGUGAAGACAAUUACUAGUGCUAUGAAGCAAUAUCUGCGAAGCCUUCCAGAGCCACUGAUGACGUAUGAGUUGCAUGGAGAAUUCAUCAUUCCUGCCAAAAGUGGGAGUCCUGAAUCUCGAGUUAAUGCUGUACACUUCUUGGUCCAUAAACUCCCAGAAAAGAACAAAGAGAUGCUGGACAUUUUGGUGAAACAUUUAGCAAAUGUUUCAAAGCAUGCCAAAAGGAAUCUAAUGACUGUGGCAAAUCUGGGGGUAGUAUUUGGACCAACCUUAAUGAGGCCUCAGGAAGAAACUGUAGCAGCCAUCAUGGACCUGAAGUUUCAGAAUAUCGUUGUUGAAAUCCUUAUAGAAAACCAUGAGAAGAUUUUCAAAACCCUGCCUGAUGUCACUUUUCCUGAGUCAAUCUCUACGUCAGUAUCUCCUCCAAAUGCCCCACCGAGGCAGUCCAGAAGACAAGGGCAGCGUAUUAAGAGGCCUCUGGCUGUGUACAAUCUUUGUCUUGAGCUGGAUGAUGGUGACAGUCACAGCUCUCCAAAAGAAGACACUCCAACUGGUAGCAUGGAUUCUCUUUCUUCCCAGUCUCCUACUCCUGUGUUCUCCGCUAGCCCUCCUGGGCUACUGGAUAGAAAUCACCUUAUUAUGGACAGCGGAGAUCUUGCAGACUGGACAACAAAUCUUUCUGGUCAAAGCCGCUCAUCAAUGGUUUCGUGGAUGAACGUCCCGUGCACUAACCCAGUUGCUACGAACAAUGCACCAUCUGCUUUCUCCUUCCCUAUUCCUUCCACUGGAAGUGACAGAGCAGUGGAGAGUGUUGCCCACCGAAAAGCAAGAGCAGUUUAUCCAUGUGAAGCAGAACAUAGCUCUGAAUUAUCAUUUCAGACUGGAGCAAUUUUUGAAGAUGAAAGCUACAAGUAUAACAUUCCUCAGUGUGCUAAUGUGUUUUAAAUGAAGCACUGUCAUGGCCAGCAGCAUAUUUCAGCAUUUGUCUGAUCAUUUCCCUAAAUAUUGUCCAUCUUAAAAGCACUGUGAAGAUAAAUUAACAUGGUAGAGAACAUCAUAGGUCACUGGAAGUGUGGGAUUUACAAUUAAAUAGUGCAAUUUUCCAGGGAACCAGGAUGGCUGGAAGGCACACUAAAUGGCAAGAGAGGACUGAUUCCACAAAAUUAUGUUCAGUUUUUAUAGCUUUAUGCAUUGAACGCCAAGAAGGUGUACAUGGUAUCCAUGGAUUUUUGUUAUAGUCACUUCUCUCUACUUUUGUGACCAAUUUUAAUCAACGAAGAGCCUGAUUAUGGGUUGAAGAUCCUAAUGUGUUUAAAGACAUUAAGUGUUGCCAAAUAUGAAUUAGAGAGGAAAGAUUCUUUAAAGGUUGGAAUCGAUGGGGACAGGACAGUUAGAUGGAGGGAAGAGUUAAUUUUUUAAUAGUUUUUCAAUUGUAACAACAUGUUUGUUUGCAAGGUAACUAGCAUUUGAAGUCAAAUCUUUGGUUGAUCUGUGACUCAGCGCUCAGUUGAAGAUGAUUUUUAAAAAUUAGUGUCCAGAAGAUUACGCGUCAGUAUCAACAAUUUUUAACAGAUUGUUAUUUGAGUGUGGAAAGUACUGUUGGAUAAACAAACUAGCAUGCUGACACUUUUAUAUUUCAAAGUGGAAUAGAUGAUAUGGAACGGAUAUAUUGGUAAGUAAAAUUAGAGGUAUCAAGACAUGACAUUUUCAAAUGUCUUCAAAGAAUAUGUUCAUUUAUGUUGUGUGUGUGAGACUUCAUUUAUUUUAUUAAGGUAAGACACGUGAACUUUUAUUACAGGCUUCUAUCUGUCAUGGUUCCUUUGUUACUCAAAAAUAUCACUGUAAAUGAAAUAAAAUGACGUUUGGUAUUUGACCUUA
Messenger RNA from Numida meleagris (helmeted guineafowl), 3228 nucleotides. RefSeq names its product Rho GTPase activating protein 10 (gene ARHGAP10). Gene Ontology annotation, molecular function: protein binding; GTPase activator activity. Bases 1 to 2295 code for a protein of 764 amino acids. The record is from RefSeq and is a predicted model, not a curated record. The transcript has 24 exons. Gene Ontology annotation, biological process: signal transduction. Gene Ontology annotation, cellular component: cytoplasm. NCBI's taxonomy places the organism in Eukaryota, Metazoa, Chordata, Aves, Galliformes, Numididae.